GAGCAAGGAUGCUGAGCUGUUCAGUCGAGCCGACAUAAUACAGUGGUUCUUGAAGGAGGAGUACCCACGUGGUGCUGUGACAGACCACAAUGGCAACAACCUUGCUGUCUGGUUCCACGGUUUCAUUGGGCGGCCAGAGUCGGAGCAGCUCUUGCAGAGGCAUGGCGGGGCGGCGGCAGGUGCAUUCCUUGUGCGAGUUCACGAGCGCAUCAAGGGCUAUGUCAUAUCUUACUGGGCCGGGGACCGCUGCAAGCACUACCUCAUUGAUGCCUCACUUGGACACUGCCAGUUCUUUGGCUCCAAUCAGCUGGUCUUCCCCCGGCUCAGGGACCUGAUAUUGCACCACACUACAAACCCCAUCACAGCUUUGGGACAAGAACAGCUGCUCGACCCUUGCCCCCGCAACAACAGCAACAACUUAUUUUCACUGCUGCCCACACUUGGCCAGUGAAAGAACAGCUGUGAAAAGGAAAAAAAAACACUUCUCACAACACAAGUGCCAAGCAUUGACAUCGUGACGUGACUUGAUGUGGUGUGUGUGCCGUGCGCAAUCACAAGAAUGGCCACCCAUUACCACCAACACCACUUACCAACCGCUGUGAUUGAACCGAAGAACAGGAGGGGGUAAACCAAGUUGCUGUGUGCAGUUAUGCCUAUGCUGCUUCUCGUAGUGCGACUUGUAUAACACCCAUCUCAGUCUCCACUCCGGUUUACACGUCCAAAGAUUAAUAGUAAGUGGCGCCCUGUUAUGUGGCUGGCUGCAACUGCAGAGGCAAAUAGCCCCUUUUUCAUAGCUUUUUUUUAAAUCUUAUGAUUGUAAUAUAUUGUACAUAACUUUAGUCAGUGCAUGUGAUUGCAAUAGGCUGUUUCCCUGUACAAGCUGAAGCUGUACAUCCCUUUUUUUUUCCUUGCGACUGUUAUUUUAGGCGCAAUGUGUGCUUGAAUGUCUUGAAUGUCAGCAGUGCGUCCUAGUGCUACAUUGGAGUCUGUAGAACUGUGUUUGAGCUUACCAUAACUGUGUAUUUUGUUGGCCCGUGUGGCUGCCUGUGCUGUUUUUUUUUAGCAGAAACCAAGUUCCAUAGAAGAAACUGCUGUACAUGAAUGCGUAGGGUGGUCACAACAGUUCUCUACAUUGAUAACAGUCUGUGUAAAGGUAGUAAAACUGACUGACAUGCACCCAAUGCCAUAUGUUAUGGUGCUAUUACCAGUGGUGAUUUUCCAAGACUUUGGGAUGCAAUAUUUGAAUUGGAACAGUUUUUAUGUACAACACCAACCGAAGUUAUGUCGAAAACUGGUAUAUCUGCACAGACUACAUCCCCAUUGUUGGUGACUUAGUCUAUAGUUUAAACCUAUUGUGAUAUUGGCUAGAUUUUCAUGUGUACUUUUACCCCCAUAGCCUCUUGACAUAUCAUGCACAUUGUUUAAUGCUUAUGACUGGCUGUAGUGCAAUGUUUCUAAUGCAUAGAUGACUGGCUUUCCCAUGAUGUUGAUCACACUUGUACUAAUAUACAAAAUGGCAGGCUGCUUCUGCUAUUCUAAACUUUUUCAAAUGACUGUUGCAGAUUAUCAACUGUGUCACAAGCUGCAGCAUAAGGGAGGGGUUGCAGUCAUAGUGCACUCAACUAAGGCAUUAAUUGAUACAUUGAUGAUGCCAGCUAAUGCAAACUUUAUUAUUUUAUUUUCGCACGAUCAAGCUUUUGUCUCCCUCCCUGUGACUUGCCUCCAGUCUGUAGUUGCGCUGGUGUCAUUGUUUUGUUUUAAUAUUGUGCAUGGCUGCUUACUUGCAGUAAAUUGUUACCUUUUUUUAAGAGCAGACAUAUUUGUUUUGUGAACAAAUGUAUGUGUUUGCUGGCUGAGAUAUGGAUGCCUUUUUUUUCAUGCUGAAAUUCUAAAUGAAAGACAUGAAAAGAGCUGCUACAAGUGUGUUUAUGGUAUGCUUAACUAGGCAGGUUUUCUGGAGGUUUUGUUAGAAGCAGCGGGUUGAAUUUGGUUCGAGAAAGUGCGGUCCAUAAAGCCUCUGUUCCCAGCUGGUUUGGGUCGAAAAAAAUGAGGAGGAUGGGGUGCAAAUGUUGCUGCUGCUUAUUUCACCAUUUCUAUCGAACAUACUUACCAAAAUAAAUUAUUUGAACUUGUGUGA
Rhipicephalus sanguineus (brown dog tick) is the source of this 2137-nucleotide messenger RNA. Its product is annotated as SH2 domain-containing protein 4A. The record is from RefSeq and is a predicted model, not a curated record. Gene Ontology annotation, cellular component: cytoplasm. NCBI's taxonomy places the organism in Eukaryota, Metazoa, Arthropoda, Arachnida, Ixodida, Ixodidae.